Molecule: messenger RNA, 4506 nt
Organism: Aplysia californica (California sea hare)
Lineage: Eukaryota; Metazoa; Mollusca; Gastropoda; Aplysiida; Aplysiidae
Product: cell number regulator 10
Exons: 2
Coding region: 364-690 (108 amino acids)
Source: RefSeq, a predicted model, not a curated record
CACUUUUUUCUCUGCGGUGGUUACUUUAGCACAUAAUAUAAGUCUUUUUCUUAGUAUUUCAACGACUUUGAGGAAAGCGAAAUAUCAAACGGAGAAGCUGUAGUUGUAGCUCAGAUCCGUUGUUGAGCAAUCAAGACAGCAAAAAGGUUCCGCCUUCGGCAAGUUUUGCUCCGUCCCAUUCCUGUGCCCAGAUCAGCCAACCCCUCCGCUCAACACCACCAACAGAUCACGUGUGUCUGUAUUCCGGGUAGUGAUACCUUCACCCCCACCACCACCAGCAGCAGCAGCUCUCUCACUGUCUGAGAUCUAACCUCGGCACCACCGCCCUCCACCUUCGCUCAAACCCACCACCAAUCUAUCAUCAUGUCUGCUGAAUGGCAACACGGUCUCUUCGGCUGCUUCGACAACAUCGGCCUGUGCAUCAUCAGCUACUUCGUGCCCUGCUACCAGUUCGGCAAGAAUGCUGAGGCGAUCGGCGAGUCCUGCUUCACCUGCGGCUUGGCCUACAUCCUGCCCAUCGCCAACAUCAUCGCCGCCCUCAAGAUUCGCGGCAAGAUCAGGGAGCAGCGGGGUAUAGCCGGCUCCACCUUCAAUGACCUGUUGCUCAUCUGCUGUUGUCCACUCUGUACUUUGGUCCAGGAGGCCCAAGAGGUCCAGGUCCCUGGCGCCCAGUCCAUGGCCAGAGAGUAGGACCAGAGCGCUCGGAGCUAGUUCUAGUAUUUCAAUUAAUUGUUUCAUCUAAAGCUGUUAACAAUUACUAUUAUUAUUAAAUUUCAUUGGAUACAAAUGUUAUUAUUUUACUUUUUUUUUGUUCGUUUAAUGAACUCUCCAUCGUAUAACCGUAUAAUUUUCAUUUUUUAUACUAUUUUUAAAACAAGAAGACAAAGCAUACUCUGUAUUUUCUCAUCCUUAAUCUCGUGAAAUGCCCAAACUGCUCUCUAAGUGACUGCUGGGCGUAUGGUACGUGUAUGUCCAUGUAUGCAAUGUAUUUUGUUAUUUCCAUACUCUCCGCUCACAAUACCUUAGCUCAUUGACCAACUGACACCACGUGCUGCCUGAAUGUGAACUUGUUGGUAGAUUCUGCCUGACCGAGUCUGGGAGUACAAAGAUUAUAAUCUAUAUUUGAAUUAAGUAGGUAUAGAGAUCUAUCACUGUGUGCAUUUCUGUCUUUUCAUUUGCAUCGCGUCGUUGUCAUUGUUUGACUGUGAAGUAUUUAAACGUCAGUCACUUUUGUAUGUAAAAAUAUGACUGCCUGACUGUAGCAUUCAGACAUCAGUCACUGUUGUGUAUAAAGAUGCCAUCAGAAAGUUUGGUACCGUACUUGUACAAUAUAUACAACACGACCUCUUGAGUUAAGUUCCACCUAACAUCUUGUAGCAGUUACUUCAUGCAAGGAAUGAUGUAUGAAUUAAGAUGGUUCUGAGGGCAUUGGUUGUAUAAACGACUAAAGGAUGAUCACAUAAAUCAAAUAGCAAACAUCUCAUGCUUCAUAAAAUGUGUACAUGAUACAUAAAAUUAAGCCCAAAUAAUUGGUCAUCAGCACUUGCAGAGGGCUCGAUAUUAUCUACGUGUCAGUUUCAAGUAGGAUCACACCAGGAUUGGAUGUGUGGGUGGUCAUUCAAAUCGAUAGACUACAUGUUAGCCUGGAAGCCUGGGGCGUCAGUAAUCUGUGACCACAGGAUGUCAAACACCGAGUAUUGAAUGAAACAAGAGAGAUCAAAUAACGUUACUCAGUAAGAAUUGGGUUUCUGGGUCACUAAAGUAAAUGAAAAUAUUGAUUCUACCCUGCCCCAAUCUCUAACAAUGUGUGAGUGAGUUAAGUAAUAGCCUACUCACGUUUUGAUUUGAGUUGUUGGGAAGUCGAAGUAACGUCUGUGUAAAAAGCAACUGUAUACAUGUGGCGCUUGCGGUCAAGGCGAGGCAUGUUAACCCUUUUCUGCUGCCACGAGAAGACAUAACAUCAUCAUACUGUAUUACCAUCAGAGCGAGCACACGGCGGAUUGGAAGUGGCUUACACUACAGUUUCCACUGUCAGAUUGUUUUGCACGUCCAAUGUUAGAUCAAUAUCGGAUGCCUGCAGUGUACCCGCUUUUGUAUCAUUUGACAAACAACGGGUAAUUGUAGUGACCAAUGUGCUUACAUUCCUUUGGUUUAUAAUAUAAAUCAAAGGUAAAUUGCCAUCCCACGAAUAGAUCCAAACAAAUUGGUCAAUAUGUUUCCAUCUCAUACAAAGUUCUUUCUGGUUUUAAUAUGCAGCACCUGGCCACUCAAAAUUCCAGCCGAGGAUACUCUAAGUAACAGUUUUAGUUGUUUUGUUUGGAUUUGUUUUUUCUUAUUUGAAGAUCAGCCUGUUGUACACACAAACACAUCAGUCUGUUGUACACACAAACACAUCAGUCUGUUGUACACACAUUAAGUAUUCGUUUGUUCUCCAACUCGGUGAUGCUCAUGGGUCAGCCGCCAUCAAGUUUAUUUUGAUGUGUGGCUUUGAAUGUUUUACCCAUUCAUUCAUUCAAUCAUUUUCACUGAACAGCUGCUAAUGUUGAACCUGCAGUUUGUCUAAGUUAGAUGCGUGAUUUUUCUGAAGUGGGUGUACUACGAUCUGCUCUCAAAGUGAAGACAAGAUUAGAAGACAAGAUAAGGUCCUUUGGCUUUUAGGUAGUUUUUAUCGAGUAAAUUCGAUCGUUUCUACAAUUCAUGCUGACUAAUAGACUAAUAGCACUUUGUGGCAAGAAUAAAGGGAAAAGAGCAAGCGUUAUUUUCUUGUUUUGUUGUGGAUCUUUUGCAAACAGAAAAAUUGUGAUAACAUUGUCCCUUGCUAAAGUAAUUGUCUCUGAUAACAAAGAAAAAAGUAAAUAUACCACUCGUCUUGUUAAUUUAUGCCUUAUCAUUUCUUAGAUUGCUUUCAGGGGAAUCUACUUCACUUGGGCGCACGUGUGUGUGUGUGUGUGUGUGUGUGUGUGUGUGUGCGUGCGUGCGUGCGUGUGUGUGUGCGUGUGUGUGUCUGAGUGUGAGUGAGAGAGAGAGAGAGAGAUAGAGAGAGAGCACAUUUGUAUGUGUGCAAUAUUUGUUUUUGUAAUGCACACAAGUGUGAAAAGAAGAGGGUAUUGAAAGGUGUAAGGACGGAGAAGAGAGACAAAAAAAGGUGAGGAUAGUUGACGGAAAAGAACAAAAUCAGCCAUGCUGUCCAAUACUCAUGCGUCCCCAUUUCAAGCACACCUGGGCCUCUGGAUGCAUUUUUAGACCAGGGUGGGGAGAGGGGGGAGUGGUGGGUGGAUAAACUUUGUUGUUCAGCCAGUCUCUUGUCACAGCCGAUCGCUCUGCUGAUGUCUCCCAAAACUCUUUAUACAAUAGUCCUACGUUCCUCCUACCUUCUGAUGCUGUUUCUUCCUCACAGUUCCUUUACAAAACAUUGCUGCUACUACUUUGUGUAAUCAAAGUCACUGUAUUAUUUUUUUACGUACAGAAAUAGUAGUACCGAUUUUUAGUAGGUGGGUAACUAUUUUUUAUACAUUUUUCUUGCCUUUACUUUUGCUGAAAUUCGCAGCAUCUUCUUAUUCAUGAUAUAUUAUUAUCAGUUGCCUUUUUACUGCUGUACAACCAACACACAAUGGUACUCUUUUUAUUGAGAAAUAACUUACAAAGAAAGAAACAAACUUCCUCAAAUGUUAUGUAUGGUAUUAACGCAUGAUGUGUAUUAUAUUAUUAUUCUCCUUAAUAAAUGUGGAAAACGUGUCUUAUGUAAAUGUUAACUAUGUCAUGUACAUGUACAUUCAUAUAAAUCCUUUAUUUCCUGAGGAUAGAUUGUAACCCUGAUGACGUCACGUCCCUCGAGGGUUAAUGCUUUGCCUUACUUCUUCUUCGUUUCAUCGCUCGUAAUCCCUUACGCUUUUAGCUGUGCAUUGAUGUAGUCGGUGUUUACCAUGGUGCUUAACAGAAGUUACUCAUUUGUGGUUUGCAACAUUCUUUAGAAAAAGCGUCCGUCAAAACCAUGCUCUUCGCAGUCAACAUCACCUUUAAAAUGGUAUAAAUUAUGAUCAAAUAAACAGCCCAGGAGCAACAUUUUUAAAACAAAACGAAAACGAAAACAAACAAAAACUGUCUGGCGUUUGAAGACCUUUUUGGUGAAGGAAACAACUCUGGAUCAAUUCCUUGCCGGAAGUAGUGUCACCAGACAGAGACUCACUUCCGGUGAAGCGAAGCCACAAAUUUAGCUCCGUUUAGGCUGUCUUUGGAGUGGUUUUCGAGCAGUGUGAAAGCGAGCCAAAAGAUCUUUCGCAGAUCAUUGAUGGAGACAGCAGACAUCUGACCCGCAGAUCUGUAUGCUCCUUUCAUGAUCUCUCUAAAGAUAGACUAGAUGUUUGAGAACUGAUUUAUGUCUGUGUUUAAUUGAUUUACUGAAUUUUUAGAUUCCUGGAGACUUUCCGCUGGGCUAUUCCCAAAGGCUGUCCAUUUUUUAAGGAUGAUGCAUUAUAAAUGGUUAAAAAAAUAAACUUUCCUCUCAAC